AUGGCUGGAACAUUAUGCGAACGAGACAGUUCUAAAAGAAUGACGUACAUUGAUUGGGACGAAUAUUUCAUGGCCAUUGCAUUCCUUUCUGCUAAACGGAGCAAAGAUCCUUGCACUCAGGUCGGUGCAUGUAUCGUUAAUAAUGACAAGAGAAUCGUCGGUAUCGGGUACAAUGGGAUGCCCACAGGAUGUAAUGAUGAUGAGUUCCCUUGGAAAAGGGGUCCCCACACUAGUUUAGAAUCGAAAUAUCUUUAUGUGUGUCAUGCGGAAGUUAAUGCAGUUCUAAACAAAAAUUCGAGCAACGUUAAAGACUGCACAAUAUAUGUUGCUUUAUUUCCGUGCAACCAGUGCGCGAAAGUAAUAAUACAGUCCGGCAUAAAAACUGUGAUUUACAUGUCCGAUAAAUACGCUUAUAAAGUCGAGACAAUAGCCGCAAAAAGAAUGUUUGAUGCUGCGGGUGUAAUGUAUAGGCAGUACAUCCCAAAGAAUCAAAAAAUAGAAAUUAAUUUCAGCGAUAUUAAUUGGACUGAGAUGAACCAAUUACCGCAAACUCCGACCAAACAAGAAGAUUAA
This is a messenger RNA of Atta colombica, 573 nucleotides long. RefSeq names its product deoxycytidylate deaminase. Lineage: Eukaryota; Metazoa; Arthropoda; Insecta; Hymenoptera; Formicidae. The record is from RefSeq and is a predicted model, not a curated record. Gene Ontology annotation, molecular function: dCMP deaminase activity; zinc ion binding. Gene Ontology annotation, cellular component: cytoplasm. The coding region runs from base 1 to 573 and encodes 190 amino acids. The transcript is spliced from 4 exons. Gene Ontology annotation, biological process: dTMP biosynthetic process; dUMP biosynthetic process.